Aspergillus ibericus CBS 121593 is the source of this 1920-nucleotide messenger RNA. RefSeq names its product electron-transferring-flavoprotein dehydrogenase. NCBI's taxonomy places the organism in Eukaryota, Fungi, Ascomycota, Eurotiomycetes, Eurotiales, Aspergillaceae. The transcript has 3 exons. The record is from RefSeq and is a predicted model, not a curated record. Gene Ontology annotation, cellular component: mitochondrial inner membrane. Bases 1 to 1920 code for a protein of 639 amino acids. Gene Ontology annotation, biological process: electron transport chain. Gene Ontology annotation, molecular function: iron-sulfur cluster binding; electron-transferring-flavoprotein dehydrogenase activity.
AUGGCUUCGAAGGGAGCCGUUUUGCCUCUUCUGAGGCGCGAAAUGCGACCCUCUUUCUCGCGUCUGACGAGAGCUUCCGCCUCUUUUACCUCGCUCAGCAACCCGGCACGGAUCUCCAAUAGCUCCCUGGCAGCAUCGGGCAGGAGGACUGUCCGCCGCACAUCACUCUUCCCCCCAAUCCAGACCCGGGCGUUUUCGCAGUCACUAUCAAGAAAAUUGACGGACGAGCAUGGAAAUUUUGAUCCUCGACAGUUGGACCGAGAGUCGGAUGAGGUCGAUGUCUGUAUUGUCGGUGGUGGCCCUGCUGGUCUGGCGGCUGCCAUCCGACUGAAGCAGCUGGCCAACGAAGCUGGCAAUGAGGAGUUCCGUGUCGUUGUGCUAGAAAAGGCCGCCGAACUGGGUGCACAUGUCCUUUCUGGUAACGUUCUAGAACCGAGCGCGAUGAACGAGCUGUUUCCGGAUUGGCUGUCGGAGGACAACCCCUCACGGUUCGAGAAUGUGACCCCUGCGAAGGAGGAUAAGAUGCGCUUUUUGACUCAGAACUCGUCGAUUCCGAUCCCCGCCCCGCCACAAAUGAACAACCACGGCAACUACAUCAUUAGCUUGAAUGAGCUGACGAAAUGGAUGGGCGAGAGAGCCGAGGAAUUGGGCGUCGAAGUCUACCCGGGUUUCGCAGCCAGUGAACUAGUUUACAAGAAGUCCGAUGGCUCGGUUCUUGGUGUGGCCACUAAUGAUCUCGGCAUUGGUCGGGACGGCAGGGCCAAGGAUAGCUUUGAGCGGGGAAUGGAGUUUCACGCUCGUGUCACCCUCCUUGCAGAGGGCUGUCACGGCAGCUUGACCAAGCAGGUGAUCAAGAAGUACGACCUGAGGCGCGAUAGCCAGCCGCAGACCUACGGGAUUGGAGUCAAGGAAAUCUGGGAAAUUCAACCCGAGAAGUUCAAGCCGGGCGAGAUUACACACUCCAUGGGAUACCCCCUUUCCAAGGACACUUACGGCGGCGCUUGGAUGUACCAUUUUGGCGACAACAUGGUUAGCAUUGGGUUGGUGGUCGGUCUGGACUACCCGAACCCAUGGCUAUCGCCCUAUGGCGAGUUCCAGAAGCUCAAGCAUCACCCGCUUUACAAGGAAGUUUUGGAGGGCGGAAAGUGCAUCUCGUAUGGCGCGAGGGCGCUGAACGAGGGCGGCUUCCAGUCAAUCCCGAAAUGCGCUUUUCCGGGAGGCGCCCUGAUUGGCGACAGUGCCGGGUUCUUGAACGUUCCGAAGAUCAAGGGCACCCAUUCCGCGAUGAAAUCCGCCAUGCUUGCCGCCGAAUCCGCCUAUUCGGCCCUUCAGGGUAGCUCGGAAGGCUCGGUUUUCCUGUUCGACUAUGAAGAAGCCCUGCGCAAGUCGUCGAUCUGGAAAGAGCUGUACGAGGUGCGCAACAUGCGGCCUUCUUUUAGCACUCCCCUUGGACUCUACGGUGGUAUCCUGUACUCUGGACUCGAAGCCUAUGUUCUCAAGGGUAGGGUGCCAUGGACUCUCAAGCACCACGGCACGGACGCUGCUGCCACUAAGCUGGCGUCUGAAUGCAACAAGAUUGAGUAUCCCAAGCCGGACGGGGUGAUCAGCUUCGACAUUCUCACCAGCGUCAGCCGGACGGGUACCAACCACGAGGAAGACCAGCCGGUGCACUUGCAGGUGGCCGACUGGGACAAGCACACGGAUGUCGCCUGGCCCAAGUACCAGGGUGUUGAGAACCGCUUCUGCCCAGCAGGUGUUUACGAGUACGUGGAGGAUCCCAGCAAGCAGCAUGGUGUUCGGUUCCAGAUCAACGCUCAGAACUGCAUUCACUGCAAGACCUGCGAUAUCAAGGUACCCACCCAGGAUAUCAACUGGCAGACUCCCCAAGGUGGAGAGGGCCCGAAAUACUUUAUGACCUAG